ACAGUACGCGACCUCGGAGCAUCACAAAAUGACUCAGAGAGACUGAGUAACGCCGAGUCCUCAAAAUCCCCUGCUUGCUUAGUUUUGAGAAUUCAGGGACCUUCUAUUCCAAGUUCUGAAGCCCUGCACCAGAGACAAAGUGCAAGAGAGAAAGAUAAGGAGGCCUCAGGCAGUUACAGAACACGCGCGCCGUUUGACUGGCGGCCUAAGAAAUUCCAUAGCAGAGCACCAGCUUCCACCCACCUCUCGCACCAGCCUCACACCCCACAGAAGAGAUCAAAACUGAGUCAAGUCACCAACGCUGAUAUAGCUCAGAUAUCGCUCCCUUCACAAGGAAAUACAAAUAUGGGUGAGUGACACUUGCUCCUUCUCUCUCAAAUUGGCCAAAGACCGAGCUUCAGGAAGCUAACUAGCAGUCAGAUCAAGUAGGAGACCGUCCAAACAAGACUGACAGCAAUGGAUCCGACGAAGUCGUCAUGAAUCGAGGGGCCAAUUUCAAAGGUCGCAAUCAAAGACAGCAUCGGGGCGGAAGCGCACGUCUGAACAGCGAUUCCGGGUAUAGGGCUCGUCCAAGAACAACACCGCAGAUACCGAGGCAGAAUGCCGAUGGGGCACCAAAGAGACCUGCUGCGGUGGAAAAUCACACUCCCCAGGACCAUGUUGGCUGCCAGAUCAAAGUUCCGUCCGGCGUGCAAAAGACUGCAAACAAGGCUCCAUCUCAAGAGGCUCUAGACGAGUUAAAGCGCCUUCAAGAAGAGAUUGUUUUGCAAGCCCACCUGAAUCGCUACAAAGACCAUGAAGACGACGCAGCAAAUCCAGAGAGCCUUGCGAAAUGCAGGGACGGGCCAGGAACCGAUCCAGAAUCAGAUGUCUACAAGAGCAUCGCAAGGUGUAGGCUUGCAGCCAAUCCAAAUGCAACUUCUUCCAACCCAAGCUCUAUUCCAGAGGAUAAGUUCGAAGGGGACGUGGAUGAUAGAUACUUCGUCGAUGAAAUCAGGUCUCGCGUCCAGAAGUUUUACGCUGCGAAACUUGAUGCCCAGCGUGAGUCUUAUCAUAACAGCGUGUCCGUGUAUUCGGCCAUUGUUGACGGCCAGAUCUUUCUUUCGCGCUACCCAAGUGCGGAGCAUGAACGUCUUCAGAAAACUCCAUCGAAUGCUGAGCGCCAGACUGGCAAUCAGGACGACAGUCAUAAACCAGAGCACUGCUCCAAUGUUAAGUGGGAGGAUAGGUGGGAGAUGCGUCCUCGUGCUUGCUCUACCUAUGAAGGCUUUCGUGAUUGGUUCCGUCAUUGGCUAGAGAUGGAGACAGGCGAUAGCUCCAACAUUGACAUCCACCACCAAGCCUUUUUUGACGGAACCGCGCAUAUGGAUGGUAUCAAAUCUUUGUACAUUCUUGACUUGGGAGACGUCCCAACUUGUUUGGACAUGACGAGUGAAGCAACACGUCUCCAUUAUCAUGAAACGGCCGAAGGCUACUGCCACAACCUUGCAUUGCAUAUGAAAGCGGCGGAAGAGGAGGCGAGGACACGCAGGAAACAAGCUCGAGAUGCCUUUAUAGAAGGUCUGAAGGUCUGUUCCCCAAAGGAUCCAAAUAGUCCUAGAGCAAACGUCUAUCUUCGCAGUGUUGAAGACGGUGACAUACCAGGACUGCUCAUGAUCUUGAAUUGGUACGGCCAAAAGUCAAACUUGAGUUCAAGCUUAGGAACACUUGACGAACAAGACGUGCGUCAACGAAUUGAGGAUAGCAGACGUGCGAAAUUGCCGUUCAUAGUGGCUGCAGAGCGCAGACGCGGACCAUCCGCCGACGACACCCCGGAGAAAAUCCUCGGAUAUGCUUUGGCUAGAGAUUCCUUGGGGCUUCAGACCACAGGUCGAUACACAGCGGAGGUUCCCAAAAGGGGCUUCUGCUACGAUGCCGGUUGCGAUGACAAGACAGGCAUUUACCCGGGCGGUUCCCGAACUCUCAAACGCCUUGUCUUUACCAUCAGCUAUUCCGCUCCUGAGAGAUCCCAGAUCAAGUGGCUCAUCGACUGGCUUGAAAGGGAUUACCACUUUGAACAGCAAGGCGUGCUCAAGGGAGCUCGAGUCAAGUUUGAGCGAUUGUAAGUAAACCCUAGCAUUGAUCACGUGGAUCCUAGACUUACCAAAACGUUCUCAUAGCCUUGAUGUCAGCUACCUUAUUCGCAACGCUGGUUACGACGAUGGUGAUGCAUUUCAUGCUUGAAGGGGAUAACCUUUCCGGAGAUUGUAUGGGCGUCUUCCUCCUUGUUCUGCAUAUUGAGCUGUCUCUGCUUCUUCGUCAUCUCAUCUCAAGGACCCUUUUUGUCUCCCCUCAAGUAAUGAACCACUCGUUGCUUUUCGCGUCUCGCAGCUUCAUUGCUCUCUUGAUACACAAUGAUCAUAAUCAUUAGGGAAA
Molecule: messenger RNA, 2415 nt
Organism: Aspergillus novofumigatus IBT 16806
Lineage: Eukaryota; Fungi; Ascomycota; Eurotiomycetes; Eurotiales; Aspergillaceae
Exons: 3
Coding region: 477-2105 (542 amino acids)
Source: RefSeq, a predicted model, not a curated record